ACUUUCGUUUCCGCAGACACUCCGCCUCUUGUGACUGAACUGUACCAGGAAACACUCGGCUCAGAAGUGAACAGCCCGUCACACACUUGCUGGACUUAAUGUUACCCUCAGAGGAGCCUCAAAGAAAGAUGUCAGCCAUCAUCACUGCCUUCCUUCUGACUCUUUCUACACUUUGCCAACCCACAGUGGUAUUGGGAUUCCUCAACGGACCCACAAAUGUCAACUUGACCUCCUACAACAUGAACCUGGUGCUAAGGUGGAAUCCAUCUAAAGGGGCAGCCAACAACCUGGUCUACAGAACGGAGUACAAAACUUCAGUCACAACCUACACAACAGGGUGUGUGAACAUCUCCACCCUUGAAUGUGACUUCACUCGCCUCAUCCAUCCAUCCAUCACUGAGAAUGGAAAGUAUACUGGCAGAGUGCGGGCGCAAUUGGGGUCAGAGAGUUCUGCCUGGGUGGAAAGUAACCACAUUACCUUGGACAAAGACACCAUCAUUGGUUCACCCAAUGUCUCUCUUUUGUCUAAUGGGGCCGCUAUCGAAGUCAGCAUUAAAGACCCAGUGAUGGUGAUCUCAACACUCAGGAAUGUUUACAAUUUUGCCACUUACGAAAUCACCUACUGGAAGGACAGCCAGAAAGACAAGGCCAAACCCAUUAGCGAUAUACAACAAAACCGAGUGGUUCUGAAUGACCUGGACCCAUGGACCAAGUACUGUGUUCAAGUCCAAAUCAAAAUAUUAAGGAACACCAACCCCAGUAAGCUCAGCAGAAUUGUCUGUGAAAGUACCACCAAUGAACGAGAACCGCCUUGGGUGGCAGCAAUGCUGACAUUUGUCUUCAUGGCAAUAGCAGUGGCUCUGGUUGUGAUUGUGGUGGUGUAUCGGAAAAGUAUAUCCCACUUUCUUUGUCCAACAGAUACACUGCCUCAGCACUUCAAAGAGUAUCUGCUGGCACCGCCCAACUCCAACAUCUACUUGGUCAUGCAGAAUUCCCACCCACCCGAGGAGAUCUAUCACAAAGUCCGAAUCAUCGAAGAUGACAGGACUGUGGAGGAAAGAGGCCCUCUGGUGGUAGAAAUGACUGCCAGCAACAAACAGUCUGAUGUCACAACGUAAAUUAUCAGAAGGGGUGACUUUAAAGCCACUGAGAAACAGUGAAAUAUCCUGCCCUUGCUUCACUUCAGAGUUAUAAUGCAACAAACGCUGCUACAGCGUCAUAUUAUUCCUCAACCCAGGUGUUACUGUGAAUGAUUGUAUGAGAGAGUCACAGAGACAUACAGGAUUGAUAGGCCAUGCAGGUGAUGUUAUUUGUGCACUAAUACUGCUCACAGAGGUGUUGUAGUAUGCCCCAUUUCAGCUUCCCACACUGAAGUAUUUAUUCAUUAUUUAGUGGUGUUACAUGAUGCCCAGCCGCCAUUCUCUGUGUUUUGUAUUUUCAAAAUAUGGACUUAAAAGUGUGAAUUUCUAGAAUUUCUAGUGUUGGAUGUCUCUCUGUGUCUCAAUAAUGUUGUGUUGAUUGGGGCCUAUCGCCCCCGUCUGCUAACUCAAAUGCAUUGGAAAAAUUGGUUAAUCUUUUAUCUGGCUAUGAGACCUCUAUUGGGUGAUCUUAACCUCGACUGGCUAUCAUCCACCUCUGAAGGGCAAAGAAAUCAUUGCAUCGAACUGAAUUUAACUCAACUCAUCUCUUCACCCACUAGGUCAGACACCAGAAAUCUGGAAAAGGGGACUCUCAUUGAUAUAAUCAACCAACAAACCCCACACAUAUAUACAUAGUGGUGUGUUUGCCUUAGACCUGAGUGACCAUUGUCUAAUAUUUUGUAUUAGAGACUCAAGCCAAAAAAAGAUUCCACCACGUGUUAUUGUAAAGAGGGAUUUCAAACACUUUGUUGAGCAGGCUUUCCUACAUGAUUUGUUUAUUUGUGACAUCAACAGAUUAUGCUCCAUUCCUGAACCGGUAUUAGCCCUAAGUUGUUUUACAAAUGUUUUUAAUUCCUUAGCAAAUAAGCAUGCUCCCUUUAAAAAAUAUUGAGUAAAAAGCAGAACUAUCCCCUGGUUUUCACCAGAAAUCUCUGAGUUGUUGAAGUUAAGGGAUUUGGCAUGGGUAAAAGCACGGAGCUCAAAGACCCCAACGGAUUGGCAAAAUCUCCAACAGUUGAGAAAUAAAUGUGUCAGGGCAAUAAGAAAUGCCUGUACCCUUUAGUUUAUAGUUUAUAAUCUAAUAUUUGGAACACACAGAAGAUCUCUGCCUGAGGAUCUCAAUGUACAGUACAUGACGGCUCGUAAAAUACUAAAAGAUCUGAUAUGUAGCUGGGAGAAAGGCCAUGGAGAGAGAAAAAAUCAGUAAAAACUUAAUAUCAAUUGUAAAACAUAAAGACGCUAGAACAGGAGUAAUGUGGUCAUGUUUUUUGGUUCUGGUUAAAAGCCUGGCAGCUGAGUUCUGUGGAGUCAGGAGUCGAUCAAUAGAUUUUGGGGUUAGGGAAGUAAAAUAGUCAAGGCGUGAUGAAAUAAAAGCAUGUAAAAUCGUCUGUGUCUUUAAAAGUUAAAGUUUAUAAAAUUUUAGAAAUAUUUCAGGGGGUUGAUAAAAACAUGAUUGUACCAGCUUUGUUGUGUGCUGUUAAAGGUUAAUUUGCUGUCAAACCAGACGCCAAGGUUCUUUGCAGCAGGUUUGAUGUGAUCCAAUAAAAGACCAGCAGAUGGCAGUAUGUACCUGGGCAUGUGCUCAGGUCCAAUUAAAAUCAUCUGACAGAAGACAGUUGUUUAGAGAACUCAACAUACCAGGGUCUGUGGGUCUAACACGGUACUACUGCGUGUCAUCAGCAUAAAAAUGAAAUGAAACACCUUGCUUGUUUAUGAUGUGACCCAAGGGGAGCAUGCAUAAGGAAAAUAAAAUUGGAUCCCAAAACUGACCCCUGGGGAACACCAUACUUCACAUCAGAAAAAAAUAUUAUUUUCAGAGACACAGAACCUUAUGUUUGUGAGGUAAAAUUUAUACCAAUCUAAAACCAUAACAGAAACCCCUACCUAGUGCCUCAGUGUGUCCAAUAAAAUGUAGUGGUCUAUGGUGUCAAAGGUUGCACUCAGGUCCAGCAGUACAAGGACUGAGCACAUGUUGGUAACUUUGAAAUUGGCCUAUAAUUCUGAGGGAGGGAGGGAUCUAGUCCAGGUUUUUAACAGCAGUAUAGUCAGGGACAGAACCAUUGGACAGAGAACUUCUCACAGUCUGCAUCAUUAUUAACUGGGGCACAUGGAGGAGGUAGAUUAACCAACUGAUCGACCGUCAGUCAAAUAAACAUCUAGGGUUGUGUUGGUGGGUAGAAAUCAGUUCAGAGAAAUAGUAUGUUCCUUAACCAUAUUGUUGUGUUGUAAUAAAAAUUCCUUCAUGAUAUUGUAAUGAA
This is a messenger RNA of Hippoglossus stenolepis (Pacific halibut), 3397 nucleotides long. RefSeq names its product interleukin-10 receptor subunit beta. NCBI's taxonomy places the organism in Eukaryota, Metazoa, Chordata, Actinopteri, Pleuronectiformes, Pleuronectidae. The record is from RefSeq and is a predicted model, not a curated record. The transcript is spliced from 7 exons. Gene Ontology annotation, molecular function: protein binding. The coding region runs from base 99 to 1118 and encodes 339 amino acids.